This is a messenger RNA of Emericellopsis atlantica, 3006 nucleotides long. Its product is annotated as ribosome biogenesis protein MAK21. Gene Ontology annotation, cellular component: nucleus. The coding region runs from base 1 to 3006 and encodes 1001 amino acids. The record is from RefSeq and is a predicted model, not a curated record. The transcript has 3 exons. NCBI's taxonomy places the organism in Eukaryota, Fungi, Ascomycota, Sordariomycetes, Hypocreales, Bionectriaceae.
AUGGCUGCGGAAAAGAAGAAGGGAAAGCCCCAGAAGGGUCCUCAGGGCAAAAAGCCCUUCAACGAGGCGGCCCUUGCCCAGCUGACCUCGUCAAUCGACCAGAAACUCAACGGCAAGGCGGCAGCAGGCAGCGACCAUAAGCGAAAGAACCCGCCAAGCAGCAAUGAGACGGGAGGCGAGAUCCGCAAAAGGCAGCGCAACUCAAGCACGGGACCAGCCAAAGCAAGCCCCAAAGGCAAGAAUGGCGCGCGAUCAGGUGGCAUGAGUGAUGAGAAGAAGGCUUUGCUCGAUGAGAUCCUGGCGCUGGGUGGCGAUGAGGAGGACCUCAAACUCAUCGAAGACAUCGACUCGUCGGACGAUGAGUACGUCAAGGACACGAGGAAGCCCGUGGACAAGAAGCUCAAGGAUGAGCUGGCAGCCUUGUCCAAAGAGCUUGGCUUCGCUGAGUAUGCGCCCAGUGAAGCAAGUGAGCCUGAAGUUGAGGAUGAGGCGGUGGAUGACGAUGGCGAGGAGGACGAGGACAGCCAGGUCUCGGCCGAGGAAGAUGGCGCAGACGACGAGGAUGUUGUUCAGGCACCACGGAAACCUGAAGAUAUGAUCCUUCAACCAAGGGCAGACUGGCACAUUAUCAGAUUGCCCAAACUACCAAAGCCCGUGACAGAGCAAGUCGGACCUUUCACUCCCGCUAUGGAAGCCCUCAAACGCCAUGCUGAGACCCUGCUCGAGAGUGAUGCCGCCAAGUACCGCAGCAGCAAGCACGCUUCUUCCUCGCACAAAUUCUUGUCGACCAUCAUGUCAUCGGGUACCCUGAACGAUAAAGUCUCUGCCUUGACUCUGGCGAUUCAAGAAUCGCCACUGCACAACAUUAAGGCCUUUGACGCCCUGAUGAGUCUCGCCUCCAAAAAGAGCAGGGCGCAGGCCAUUGGCGCGAUAGGAGCCAUCGUCGAUCUGUGCGGUCCCGGCUCUUUGCUACCCUCGGAACGACGCUUGAGGACGUUUAUGACACAGCCCGGCCUCAUCGGGACGCUGCAGAAGACUUCGACAAAGUCGUGGAGCCCCGAGAAACCACUGCCUGGACAACUGACCCCCAUGCACCUCGUCAGCUGGGCCUUUGAGGACUGGCUGAAGGCUACCUACUUCAAGGUUCUGCAGCUCCUCGAGGUGUGGUGCUCGGAUGAGAUUGAGUACUCCCGCUCUCGCGCACUGGACUUUGUCUACGGUCUCCUCAAGGACAAGCCCGAACAGGAGUCGAAUUUGCUGAGACUGUUGGUAAACAAGCUGGGUGACCGUGAUCGUAAGAUCGCAUCGCGAGCCUCCUACCUUGUGCUGCAAAUGCAAAUCUCCCAUCCUGGCAUGAAGCAAAUCAUCAUCCAGAUGAUCCACCAGGAGAUUCUUCUUCAUCCCUCGCAGGACCACCGCUCCAAAUACUACGCCAUCAACACGCUCAACCAGACCAUCCUCAGCAACAGGGAAUCGCAAAUUGCCGAGUCGCUGAUGGGCAUCUACUUUGAGCUGUUUGUGACUCUUCUGAAGGGUGGCAGCCUAGGGGCUGCCCUGCAGGUCGAUUACAACAAACCCGAGAAUGGAAAGCCAGCCAAGCCAACAAAGCCUGGUGCCAAAGGAAAGGCUGGGGAGCCGACCGAGCAGGACAUUGACGCAGCCGACAAGCUCGUGUCAGCCAUCCUGACCGGUGUCAACCGCGCCGCACCGUUCGUCGGCACCAACGACACUAUCAUGGAGGCGCACAUGGACACAUUGUUUAAGAUUGCACAUUCCGCCAACUUCAACACCGGCAUCCAAGCCCUCCUCCUGAUCCAGCACCUUUCCACUGCCAGGAGUCUGGGAACCGACCGCUUCUACCGAACGCUGUACGAGUCCCUCCUCGACCCUCGCCUGAUCACCUCCUCGAAGCAAUCGCUGUACCUCAAUCUCCUCCUACGCGCGUUGAAGAACGACGUGGACGUGAGACGUGUCAAGGCCUUUGCGAAGCGCAUGUUGCAGAUGACGCAUCUGCACCAGCCAGCCUUCGUGUGUGGUCUGCUCUACGUUGUAGCACACCUGCAAGGGACGUUCCCCGAUCUCAAGACGCUCAUCAACGAACCUGAAGAGUCUAUCUUUGACGACGACUCGGAGAACAGGCCCGUGUACGAUGGGCGGAAACGAGAUCCCGAGUACAGCAACGCUCAGAGGAGCUGUCUCUGGGAACUGAUACCCGUGCUGGCCCACUACCAUCCCUCCGUGUCAGCCUAUGCCACAUCAGCGCUGGAGCAGAACGCCAAGGCGACCAAGCCUGAUCUGGACAGCCACUCGCUUAUCCGCUUCCUAGACAAGUUUGUCUACAAGCAGCCCAAGGCCACCGACAGUGCGCGCGGUGUGUCGAUCAUGCAGCCCCUCAAGGCCACCAAGGACCUCGGCGACAUCUGGCUCGGCAGCCGCGCUGCCGGUGCGGCGCCCACGUCCGUCAACUCGGCCACAUUCAAGGACAAGAAGUCAGAGGACGUGGCGGCCGAGGACGUCUUCUUCCACAAGUACUUCCAGCAGGCUGGCAAGGAGGGCAAGAAGCCCGCCAAGAAGACGGCCGGUGCUGGCGCCGACGACGAGGAGGGCGCCGAGGAUGAGAUCUGGAAGGCCCUUGUGGCUGCCCAGCCUGACAUUGAAGGGGACGACGACUCUGAGGGCUUCGACGACUUGGACGACGAUGAGAUGGCCUCGGAUGACGAGGACGAUGAUGAGGAAGGCGCGUUUGACCUGGACGAUGAUGACAUGGAGGUCGACACCGACAGCGAGGGCGGCGUUGACAUUGAAGGCACGGACGACGAAGCAGAGGAGGCUGAAGACUCGGAUGGUCUCGUGGCCGUGGAGGAAGACCCAGACAAGGCGGCAAGGGACGAGGCCAAGGAGAAGCGCAAGAACCGUCGCAAGGAGCUCAAGGGCCUGCCGACAUUUGCCUCGGUGGACGACUACGCCGAGCUGCUGGGCCAGGAGCCCGACGAAGACUUCACAUAG